Molecule: messenger RNA, 1014 nt
Organism: Haliotis rubra (blacklip abalone)
Lineage: Eukaryota; Metazoa; Mollusca; Gastropoda; Lepetellida; Haliotidae
Product: coadhesin-like
Exons: 7
Coding region: 1-1014 (337 amino acids)
Source: RefSeq, a predicted model, not a curated record
AUGGGUGACAAGUCUGCACUGCGUGCUGGCCAUGAUCCAGUGGAUGGUGGAUUCACUCAGUGGUCUGAAUGGGACGGCACCUCGUGUUCAGGUACCUGCGGAGAAUCAGUAACAAGACGUGAGGGAAGAAGGAGGUCAUGCACAAACCCGGCUCCAGCGAAUGGCGGCAGUGACUGCACUGGAUCAGCAAUACAGAACAGGACAGUCGGUUGUGGAUUGACUGGAUGUCCAGUCAAUGGUGGAUUCUCUCAAUGGACUGAUUGGAAUGACCCGGGGUGUUCUGUUACCUGUGGAGAAACAGUUAGUAAGACACUGAGCAGAAAAAGGUCAUGCACAAACCCAACUCCAGCGAAUGGCGGCACUGACUGUGCUGGACCAACUACAGAAAACACGGAAGUCAGUUGUGGUGUGUCUGCAUGUCCAGAUCCAGUCAAUGGUGGAUUCACUCAGUGGUCUGAAUGGAGCGGCCCCCCGUGUUCAGUUACCUGCGGAGAAACAGUUACAAGACCUGAGAGAAGAAGAAGACCAUGCACAAACCCGGCUCCAGCGAAUGGCGGCAGUGACUGCACUGGAGCAAAAACAGAAAUCAGGAUAGUCAAUUGUGGAUUGGCUGGAUGUCCAGUCAAUGGUGGAUUCUCUCAAUGGAGUGAAUGGAACGACCCUGGGUGUUCUGUUACCUGUGGAGAAACGUCUAAUAAGACUCUGAGCAGAGAAAGGUCAUGCACAAACCCAACUCCAGCGAAUGGCGGCACUGACUGUGCUGGACCAACUACAGAAAACGUGGAAGUCAAUUGUGGUGUGUCUGCAUGUCCAGUCGAUGGUGGAUUCAGUGAGUGGAGUAACUGGAACUACCGCCAGUGUUCUGUUACCUGCGGACAAGAAGUGACAAGGCGGGCAAGACGAAGGACGUGCACUAACCCGACCCCAGCCUUUAACGGCAAUGAUUGUGUUGGCAAACGUCAGGAAGCAGAGACCGUCAAUUGUCAGUUGCCGACAUGUUCAGGUGAUGAUUAA